Molecule: messenger RNA, 1139 nt
Organism: Schistocerca gregaria
Lineage: Eukaryota; Metazoa; Arthropoda; Insecta; Orthoptera; Acrididae
Product: COMM domain-containing protein 2
Exons: 5
Coding region: 172-774 (200 amino acids)
Source: RefSeq, a predicted model, not a curated record
UGAAAACUUGUUUACCUUUCGCAUCUGUCUUCUGUCAGUCAGUCAGCUUCAUAAAGCAUAGGGUACAGAUUAAUUGUUCCUUAACGGCAGUGGAAGAAUAAUUAGUUGAGAAUUGUGAAGAGAUUUUUUUGUUCGAGCCUAUCGUAUUUCAGAAUAACAGUGCCCUCCAAUAUGCUGCUGACACUAACAGAUGACCACAAAAAGCAUUUAAGUUUGUUGAUUGCUCAAACUCCUCAAGUUUUGCAAGACUUCUGCAAGCUGGCACUGGACUUCCUACGUAAAGGUGCAAACAUGAAGUUGUACCAUACUGCUGCAAAUAAACUUGGGGUUCAGCCAGAAGCAAUACGAAAUGUUGUUGAGGGACUUGUCAACCUGCUUGUAGAAAGCAGUAAACAUGAGCUUACUGCAGCUGACUUUAAGGACACUCUAGUAACACUGGGGUUUACUGACCAGCAUCAAGAAGUGCUAUGUUCAUUUUAUGAAGGAGUGAAGUCUGAGAUCAGAGAUGUUCUCUCUAAUAUGACAGUUAGUCUUCCACAUUAUAAAAAUCUUGAAUGGAGGUUUGAAGCUCAAGUAGCAUCAAGAUCAUUAAUGCAACAGGUAACUCCCCUUAUAACAAUGAAUCUUACAUUGACAGAAGCUGGUAAGGGUGACAGCAAUAUUUGCCUUCAAACAGAUCCAAAUAAUUUACUUCAUAUUACACAAGUACUUGAAGAAGCACUCCGUGAAGCAAAGAGUCAGCACACACGCAGGGUUUUACGGAGCUUUAAAUAGAAAAUAUCUUGUUUGCUCUCUCUCACACCUGGUUACAGUGCUUUCAUAUUGAAAGCAAAUAUGUUGCUAAAUGUGGAGAUUACAGACCAGAAUUACAUGCAUAUUCUUACAGAAGAGUUGGUGCCAAAGAGAAAUGACAUGAUUUGGACAAAGUUCUGAUUGCUGGAAGCAGUACAGUUAUUGUAGUGUGUCUGGUAUCUGAAAUCAAAUGAGCAAGAGAUAAAUGACAUAUGUUAGAAGUAAUGGACAAUACUUUCCAGUGUUUUGCUCACAUUGUUACAUGCAUAAUUGCUUUUGUCUUUUUUUAGGUUUCAAAUGCUGUAAAGAGUAUAUAUUCCAAAUAAAAUAUAUGCUUUUUGUUUUUA